ACCGCUGUUCUUUCUAACAAUUUGUUGAAAGAUGAGGCUUUGUUCAUUUUUGUUUUCUUAUGCUGUGAUUUAGAGACCCAACCAUCAUAGGAUGGCCACAUCAAAUGGCAAAGGAGAAAAAAUGUCCAAAUUUGAGACUUUAAAACUUUGGAGGCAUGCCAAAAGGAAAGAAGAUGAUGCCAUACACAGGGAAAGUGUCCUCAAAGAAAAAUUUCGACAGUAUGAGACAAGAUUGCGCUCAAGCGAUGCUCAGAAACAGAAGCUGAAGACCUUAACUACAGACAACAAAGAUCUGAGGAAACAGGUUGAAGCUCUUCGUACCGAGCUCGGGCUUGAGAGCAGCCCAAAGUUCAGCGGGAAGACCACAAAGGACUAAUCAAUGACUUGCAUGAAAUGAACGUGAUGCAAAACCCUGGUGGAGAAGGUUGGAAAACUGAAUCUGACUAUAUCAAUUGCAUCAGAGUUGGCAAAUACUGUCACAGCUAAAACACUUCUAGAAGAUCAAGUAGAGUCUCUGCCAAACCUCAAGGAUAUGACGAACAAUCAACGGCGUUUACUCAAGCGGGAAGAUACAAAGUCACAGAGGGAGCAGCUCACACUCCCUGCAAUCAGCCACAGAGCAGGACAGAAAGCAUCUGCCCAGAAAGCAGUUCAAACAGAAAUGUCCAUCAGCCCAUCUCAAAAGAUUCCUGCUAAUGCCUUUGAGACCAAGACAUUCUCAUCGAGAGUCUGACGGAAAGGCCUUUCGGGAUAAGCACAGCUUUACAACUCCGGGAAUGGCUUUCAUCAUGACAAGAAGCCUUACAUGCACAAUGAAACUAAAGGAAUUCAGAACUGACAGAA
This is a messenger RNA of Thalassophryne amazonica, 843 nucleotides long. RefSeq lists its product as uncharacterized. The record is from RefSeq and is a predicted model, not a curated record. NCBI's taxonomy places the organism in Eukaryota, Metazoa, Chordata, Actinopteri, Batrachoidiformes, Batrachoididae.